Molecule: messenger RNA, 2396 nt
Organism: Ochotona curzoniae (black-lipped pika)
Lineage: Eukaryota; Metazoa; Chordata; Mammalia; Lagomorpha; Ochotonidae
Gene: E2F1
Product: E2F transcription factor 1
Exons: 7
Coding region: 92-1396 (434 amino acids)
Biological process (GO): G1/S transition of mitotic cell cycle; regulation of transcription by RNA polymerase II
Cellular component (GO): Rb-E2F complex
Molecular function (GO): DNA-binding transcription factor activity, RNA polymerase II-specific; RNA polymerase II cis-regulatory region sequence-specific DNA binding; protein dimerization activity
Source: RefSeq, a predicted model, not a curated record
GGAGCGGGAUCGAGCCCUCGCUGGGGCCUGUCGCCAUGGGUCGGCGUCGCCGCCGCCGCCUGCCACCUGGGCCGCGCGGGCCGUGAGAGCCAUGGCCGUGGCCCCCGCGGGUGGCCCGUGCGCGCCGGCGCUGGAGGCCUUGCUCGGGGCCGGCGCGUUGCGGCUGCUGGACUCCUCACAGAUCGUCAUCAUCUCGGCGGCGCAGGACGCCAGCGCCCCGCCGGCCCCUGUGGGCCCAGCCGCGCCGGCCGCGGGCCCCCACGACCCCGACCUGCUGCUGUUCGCCACGCCGCAGGCGCCCCGGCCCGCACCCAGCGCACCACGUCCGGCGCUCGGUCGCCCGCCGGUGAAGCGGAGACUAGACCUGGAAACUGACCAUCAGUACCUGGCUGAGAGCAGUGGGCCUGUCCGGGGCAGGGGCCGUCACCCUGGGAAAGGUGUGAAAUCCCCCGGGGAGAAGUCACGCUAUGAGACCUCACUGAACCUGACCACCAAACGCUUCCUGGAGCUGCUGAGCCGCUCAGCUGAUGGUGUUGUUGACCUGAACUGGGCAGCCGAGGUGCUGAAGGUGCAGAAACGGCGCAUCUAUGACAUCACCAACGUCCUUGAGGGCAUCCACCUCAUUGCCAAGAAGUCCAAGAACCACAUUCAGUGGCUAGGCAGCCAUACCACAGUGGGCGUCGGCGGACAGCUGGAAGGGCUGACCCAGGAUCUGCAGCAGCUGCAGGAGAGUGAGCGGGAGUUGGACCACCUGAUGCACCUCUGCACCACCCAGCUGCGGAUGCUAUCCGAGGACUCGGACAGCCAGCGCCUGGCCUACGUGACCUGCCAGGACCUUCGGAGCAUCGUGGACCCUGCAGAGCAGAUGGUCAUGGUGAUCAAGGCUCCUCCUGAGACCCAGCUGCAGGCUGUGGACUCUGCCCAGAACUUUCAGAUCUCUCUGAAGAGCAAGCAAGGUCCCAUCGAUGUUUUCCUGUGCCCUGAGGAGACUGUGGAUGAGACCAGUCCUGAGAAGACCCCAUUUCAGGAGACAGUGUCCGAGGAGGAGGACAGGAUGGCUAACUCUGCCACCUUGGUGCCGCCAUCAUCAUCUCCUCCCUCAUCCCCUGCGAUGGAUUCCAGCCAGCCCCUUCUCAGCCUAGAGCAAGAACCGCUGCUCUCCCGGAUGGGUAGCCUCCGGGCGCCCAUGGACGAGGACCGCCUGUCCCCGCUGGUGGCAGCCGACUCGCUCCUGGAGCACGUGCGGGAGGACUUCUGCAGUCUCCUCCCUGAGGAGUUCAUCAGCCUCUCCCCGCCCCACGAGAACGUCGACUACCACUUUGGCCUUGAGGAUGGGGAGGGCAUUAGAGACCUCUUUGACUGUGACUUUGGGGACCUCACCCCGCUGGAUUUCUGAUGAGGCUUGAGGGGCGGCAUCUUCCAAGAAGCCUCCCUGUCCCCGCUGCGCUGGAGCCCCUUGCCCCGGCUGCCCUCCCAGCCUGUUUGGACAUGGUUAAUUUAUACCCCUUUCCUGCCUCCAGUGGCUUCUCGCUCUGGGAUCUGGCUGUUGCCAGGGAGGGGUGAUUCUGUGUUUGCGGGGUGUGUGUGUGUGCACGCUUACCCCUCACAUGGGUACCUGGGGUGAGCGUGGUGCGAGUGUGCGUGUGCAUGGACCGGGGAAUGAAGAUGAACACGUCGGUGUGUGCACUGCAGAUGCACCCCAGUGUGUCCGCAUGCAUGCGUGCGUCCCUGUGCGCGUGAAGGGGCUUGAACUGCACUUUUGGUCUCUUCUUUCCAUGGGCCCCACAAAGCCCAGGGUGGUCACUGCCCCCAGCAUCCUUGCCACACAGGCCAGGCAGGAGCCCUUGCCUGCCAGGGGGUACAGGACAGCGAGAGCACUUCUGUCUGAGUUUCCUGACCGAAGCUUUAAUGGAGCGUUAUUUAUUUAUCAAGGCCUCUUGGGCAGCCUGGGAAUGAGCACGGGGUGGAGGGAGGCAGGACUGCAGACCCCACCCACUGCCGCUGAGCAGAGGCAGGGGGCCCUGAACUGUCUUAUGCCCCACCUGAAGGAACUGAGGCCUGGGUGGUUUAUUUAUUGGGAAAAGGAGGGAGAGAGAGACAGACAGACUGACAGCCAUGAGUGGAUAGAGGGGGUGGUUCCUCUCCAGCAGGUGCAGGUCCCCAGGCGUCCCUCAGAAUGGUCAUAGCUGGGAGAGGGGAGUGGGGGGCCUUCUCUGAGGGUGGGCAGGAGGGGUGAGUGAAGUACCUGUCCGGCCCAGCCUGCAGGGACCCCUUGUGUGGUCUCGGAUGUUCCCUGGGCCGCUGGCUGCUCUGGCUCACCCUCCAAUCUGCACUUUGAUUUGUUCCUAACAGCUCUGCUCUCUCCUGCUUUGGUUUUAAUAAAUAUUUUGAUGAUG